This is a messenger RNA of Pocillopora verrucosa, 702 nucleotides long. Lineage: Eukaryota; Metazoa; Cnidaria; Anthozoa; Scleractinia; Pocilloporidae. The record is from RefSeq and is a predicted model, not a curated record.
UCCCUUGACAUUCUUGAAAGGGGAACGGAGUUUAAGGAGAUUUUAGAAGUGGAUGUCGACAAUCAAACCGAAGUGUUCCGUGUUCCUCAGCACAACGAUGUGGACGCAAUGGACAUGAUGAAUGAUUUUAACUUGGGCUUAACUGUUCGCCGAAUGCCAUCAGCUAGAGUCUGCUAUGUAUCCCACCUGGACUUAUCUAUUCCCCGGCCAGAGCAGAUGAAGUUCAAUAUGGAAGAGAUGUCUUUACGAGGGCAAUUUUCCUCCUCAAAUAUGACGAUUAAGAAGACUGGUUGGAAAGUGGUGGGCUAUGCAAGUCGACUGGAUUUACCCCAAACGUUUAUCGAUUUUUGUGGUGGAUUUCCUAUCUUCAGAGUUGAAAAAACUUCUUUGAAUUUCGAUAAAGUGAAAUCGAUGGUCAAGCGAGGUCAUGGACGUGGGAGACGGAGUCACAAUUUAAAAGACAUCUCGACAUGCACCCCGGAAGGCCUAAAGAAGUGGUUGGAUUGUUUGGUAAAACAAAACGGAAAUAGAAAAGGCUAUUUGGAUGGUACUCAUGUUGCAUAUGACUUGAAAUGCACUUACGAGACCUACACUUGUUUUUAUGUGUAUACCUGCAAACCAAAAAGUGGAGGUGGCUACGAAUGCUCAGAAGAUGCACAUUUCAUUAAUUACACUGGUAUCUGUUGUUAUCCCAUAUGUUGA